AUGGCUCAAGAUCAAACUCGUCGGUCCCAAGAGGAGAGCCGUGAAGAAAUACAAAGUGCCGAUUCGGAUAGGGCGAAUGAUACUCAAAUGAAGGGUUUAAUGGAGGAUCCCAAACCUGCAAACGAGCAGUCACCGCUUUUGUCUCCGUCCGAAUCAGAAGAAGAGGAGGAAGAAGGGCUCAUCAAUGGCAGCAACAUAUUAAAUGAUGAUUCUGAUACUUAUUCGGAAACAAAGGGAAUAUGGUACAUGAUACUUUUGACACUCAGUAUAGGUGGUUUACAAGUGGCAUGGGGAGUGGAACUAUCCAAUGGAACUCCAUAUCUUUUAUCAUUAGGUCUGAGCAAGUCGUUGAUGGCUCUAGUAUGGAUUGCAGGGCCAAUGUCAGGAGCUUUGGUACAACCAUAUAUCGGUAUUUUGAGUGAUAGAUGUCGGUCCCCAUGGGGUAAAAGACGUCCUUUUAUGGCUAUAGGUACAGCCGCCACCGUCGUUUCUUUGGUUUCUUUAGCCUGGGUAAGAGAGAUAGUAGGUGGGUUUCUAGGACUGUUCGGUGCAGAUAAAGAAUCACAAGGUGUAAAGGUUUCGAUUAUUGUUGCUGCUGUCCUCCUAAUUUACAUUCUAGAUUUUGCUAUAGCUACAGUGCAAGCCGCCAUUAGAGCUUUCAUUCUUGAUUGUGCCCCUAGUCACCAGCAAGAAACUGCGAAUUCCUUUGCUAGCCGCACCAUAGGCGUUGGUAAUAUCGUUGCUUACCUCGCCGGUUAUAUUGACCUACCCAAGUACCUUUGGUUCUUUGGAAAUACCGAAUUCAAAAUACUCUCUCUGGUGGCCUGCGUCACUCUUUCUACGGGUGUCACCAUAAGUAGUGCCACGAUCAAAGAACGUGAUCCACGUAACGAUCCGAUUCCACUCAAAGCAAAAUCUGGACUCCUAGCAUUUUUCAAGCAGGUUUUCACAUCCAUCAGACGUUUACCUCCUUUGACUCGCCAAGUUUGUGAAGUGGAGUUCUUUGCUUGGAUCGGCUUUUUCCCUCAACUCUUUUAUUCAAGCUCCUAUGUUGGCGAUAUUUAUGUCCAGCCAUAUCUGAGAGAGAAUCCCAAUAUGACUCCAUCAGAAAUUGAUGAGCUUUAUGAAAAGGCAACCCGUGUUGGGACCUUUGCCCUAUUGAUGUACGCCAUUACCUCAUUGUCGGUCAACGUCAUCUUACCAUUUUUCAUUACCCCAUCUUACGAUGUUCCUUCGUCGUCCGCAUCUAUAUAUUCUCACAAGAGUUACACAACACGAUUUUCACGAUUUAUCGAUAACCUCGCCAUUCCCGGUCUUACCCUCCGUCGCGCAUGGCUCAUUAGCCACCUUCUAUUCGCAGCAUGCAUGUUUUCCACACUUAUCGUACGAUCGAUUACAGGAGCCACUGUUUUGAUAGCUUUAGUUGGUGUAUCUUGGGCUAUGACAUUGUGGGCUCCAUUCGCCAUCAUCAGCGCUGAAGUUAGUAAGCGUGAUGCUGUACGUAGAUCACGACAACAAUCGAUGGUUGGCGAGGAUGAUUUAGACGAAGAUCAAGCUGGUAUCAUUCUAGGCAUCCAUAACAUGUCCGUCGCAGCCCCCCAAAUUAUCGCCACACUCGCCAGCAGCAUCAUCUUCAAAUUCAUGCAAAAGCCACGCGGAACACCCGGAGAUAGAAGUUUUGCCGUAGUUAUGGCUUCAGGGGGUAUUUGCACCCUAAUUGCUGCAUAUCUUACUAGUAGAAUCAAAGAUGAGAUUGAGAUUCCUGGGGAUGUUAUUAGGAUCAGAAGAGGGAGUAGUGCGACAAGACUUAGUAGAAGGAGUACGGAGACACCGCUUAUUAUGGCAAGUGGGUGA
Sclerotinia borealis F-4128 is the source of this 1854-nucleotide messenger RNA. NCBI's taxonomy places the organism in Eukaryota, Fungi, Ascomycota, Leotiomycetes, Helotiales, Sclerotiniaceae. The record is from the annotation of a GenBank genome assembly.